AUGAUUGAACCUCAAUCACAAAGUGUUCGUGGAGUAUUAUCAAUUACACCUCGUAAAAAGUCUGUUCGAUUCGCUAUCACAUCGCCAAGAUUACCUUAUCACUUAACAACAAAAACACAUCUUCAUCCACAACAGUUAGCCAUUGAAAAUGGACAUAAUACAAAAGACGAAGAUAAAGAUCAUCUAUUAAUACCGAAAACAAACGCUUCUUAUUCUCUACCGUUACGUAAUAAUACGACAAAUAUUGAUCAUAUUACGAGUGAUACACAUUUUCAAAAUUUAUUAUCAGAUAAACAAAUUGAAUAUGUACCUACGACACGUGGUUUACAGAUCAGAGGAGAAAAAAAACCAUUUACAAUUACUACUGUAACAAAUGGAAUUGGUCAAUCAAAAAAUGUUAUUCUAGAUGAUUUAAAUAAAUUUAUGAAAACAAAAGUAGAUGAUCUACGACGAAAUAUGGUUACAGUCACGAGUACAUUUAAUGAAGCUAGUAAACAAUUGAAUUCACUUAAAAAAGAACGGCAAAUAGUAGUGAAAAAAAGUCGUAUACCAAUAUCGAAUGCGAGACAACAUCAACGUUUACCAUCACCAAUAAAAGAUGUUAAUAAAAUACCAAAAUCUAUUAAUGAUUUACGUGAACAAGUACUAGCAAGAAAAUUUUCUCAUCUAUGGCAAAAGAAAAUAUUUGGCACGUUAUUAAAACCGAUGAAACAAUACUAUAAUGAAUAUUUAAUGCGAAAAUAUUUUAAUAUAUGGAAAGAUGAAUGGUGGGAAACAAGAAAAGAGUGGCGUUUAAUGAUUCGAGCUGAAUAUCAUUAUAAUUUACAUUUAUUGACAUUAUUUUAUCGUACAUGGAAACAAAAUACGAGCAUCGAAUCGAUUGAUGCAGAAAAAUAUUUACGAGCAAAACAUUUUGCUGAUCAAAGACUAGUUCAACAUUGUCUUCGACUAUGGAUUAAUUAUACUAGUGAGAGACGUGUGAAAAAUCAACAGAAUCAAAUAGCACUGCAGUGUAUUAAUCGUCGUCGAACAUUGUAUUUCUAUAAUUUGUGGCAUACUCAAACAUCUCGAAAACUUAAAGAUUCUCAACAAUAUUUAUUUGCUAAUCGUCAUUAUCGUCAACAAUUACAGCGUGUUUGUUUUCAUGCCUGGCUAACAUAUGCUGAUUAUAGAAAACGAAAAAAUACACAUAAAAAUCGUGUAUAUAAAUAUUAUCAACAUCAUCUUGUGGAAAAAUAUUAUUCCAAUUGGCGACAAUGUUAUGUGCGACAUUUAACGGUAAAUCAAAAUCAGCAACGUUUAAAUGAAUUACAGAGAAAAAUUUUGCUACGUUGGGCACUUAACAAUUGGAAAACACAUCUUCUCGGAUUAGCUGAAGAAAAAGAAACAUUAAAAAUGGCUGAACAGUAUUAUCAACGACGACUAGUACAUGAAUCAUUUAAACAGUUACGUUAUUAUGUUGAGAAACGUCGAAUGAAAUCACGUCUGAAUUGGUUAGCAAUGAAACAGCGUGCAAGAUCCCUUGAACGUGUUUAUUACAAUGAAUGGAAAUAUAGACUUGAACGACGAGAAGAUUUAUUAAGAUUAGGUGAUUUUCGUAAAGCUGAAGCUUUCUAUUCAAUGAAAAUUACUAUUCGCUAUUGGUUUUUGUGGCGUCGAUAUAUAACUUAUUGUAAAAAAGAACAGUCUCGAAUGAAAGCGGCUAUUAAUUAUCAUAAUUCUAAACUGAUAAGAAGAUAUUUUAUAAUAUUACGAUCAAAUAUAAAUGCAGAAAGAUAUGAACAAUUACUUGAAACAAAAGCUAUUAAUCAUUACAGAAAUCGUCGAUUAAAGUUAUAUUAUAAUCAUUGGUCUCAAACAACUCAAACACAUCAAUGGUUUCGAUUAAAUUGGAGACUGGCAAUCAUUCAUCAAGAGAAAACAAUGCGUUCGAAUUAUUUUCGUACGUGGUUAUAUAGAGCUCAAGUGAAAUUAAUUGAGAAUCAACAUGAGGUUGUAGCUGAAAGAUACUAUUUUAAAUAUCUUAUUCGUUCUGCAUGGGUAAAAUGGCGUGCUAUUAUUGAAGAAGUACACAAUGAACAACGUUUAGAACGAAUAGCAAUUCAAUUUUAUUAUCAUACAAUUGAACGACAAGUACUCGAUUCAUGGAAAUUGUAUAUUAUUCAUUGUCGCUAUAUGAAACAAAAAUAUGUACAAGCAAAUCAAUUUUAUCUCGAACAUAAAGGACGAGAAAUUUAUGAUUAUUGGAAACAAAUAACUUUUAUACGUAAACAAAGAAUGUUAAUUGUUAAUGAAAAAUUUCAACGAUGUCAACGAGAAAAUAUUCGAUAUAUAUUUCGUUUAUGGAAGAUGAAUGUUGAUGAUGAACAUUUUGAACGUGAACAAAUUAAUUUAGCUAUUGAUCAUUAUAAUCGAUUGUUAAAACGAAAAAUACUAUUGGCAUGGAAUAGAGAAAUUAUUAAUCAAAUUGUCAAAGAUACGGAUAAUGAAACGAAACUUCAUGAAUAUUUAUAUCAACAAAAUUUACGUCGAAUGUAUCAAGUUUAUACUCAUUGGAAACAACUACGCGAUGAACAUCUUCGUGAGAGACUAUUUUCGAAUCGAGCACAAACACAUAAUGUAAAGAAAAUUCUUGCACGAUAUUUUCAACAAUGGAAAGAACAACAUAAUUCUGAUAUGCGUUUGAAAUUACUGGAGCGUCAAGCAUUAUGGUUUGAUCGUAUGCGUUUAACAGGUCGAUAUUAUUAUCAAUGGAAAUAUUUAUAUAACAACGAACGAUUAAUGGAACAAAAAAAACAAAAUGCACUCUUAUUUUGGUCGAUUCAACUACAGAAACGAUUUUUUGUUCAAUGGUUGUUGUAUGUCAAUGAACGUAAACGUAAGAAAGAUCGAUAUGUUCAAGCAACGCGAAUUCGUUAUGAAGAAUUGAUACGUGACUCACUAAGAAAAUUUCUUAUUUAUACUGAUCAUACAAGACAGAGACGACAAGCAAACUUUAUUCAUAAACAAGUUUUUCUUUAUCAUGAUCGUAAUGCAUUGGCAUGGAAAUAUUAUUCUAAAUGGAAAAAUUAUGUAAAAGAUGCUGUAAAACGAAAACAUAUUACUUAUUCCUUAAAUAUUAGUCACAUUAAUAAACAUCAUACAACGACGACAGCUAAAACAGCUUUAGCGCUCGUUCGAUUUGAUAACAGUCCCCCAAAGAUUGUCAAUCGACCUAGACCGCGAAAGCCCCCAUUUUUAUCAGAAUCAUUUCAUACUGUAGAAACAAUUACCACCGCCACUACUACCGCACAUAGUCCAAUAAAAAUAAUAUCAAAAAAUCAAGACAAUUUUCAAUCACCAUUGAGACAAGUUUUAUCGUCGUCGACAAAUAUAAAUGAUCAACAACAUGUAUCUCUUCCACAUUCUGUUCAUUCACCAUUUGUCACAUUUAAACAACCAAAAUCCAGUGAAAAUAAUAAUACAAUAACAUCGGCUCGUUUAUUAGAUUUUGAUCCUCAUCAACGUCAUUCGUCAUUAUCCGAUGUUCUUCUCCUACCACCAUCUGCGUUUGAACUAAAUCAUUUGCAUAAUGAUGAUGAACCAAUAUCUUCUCGUCCAACAGCGCCAACAAGAAAAACAUUACAACAGCAACAAUUACAUCGACCAUAUUCUGUUCAACCGACAACAAAUAGUAAAUACGAAUUUACAUCUUAUACACAUCGUAAAAAGACACCUGAUAUUACAACGUCGUUUAAAACAAAUGAGAAAAAAAAUCUCUUACAAAUUAAAGAACGUCUUGAACUUUAUUUACAAAACAAGGAAAAACUAAAACGAUUGAAAGUUCAAUUAGCUAAUGUACAAAGUGCAUCUGACCAAAACAAUACCCAUAAUCUUGAACAAGAAGUACGUCAAUUGAGUUCACUUGUUGCCUAUGAAAAAUCUCAAUUAUCCAAUGUGCUACAAAACGUUGAUAAUCAUAUGACUUCAAAUCAACAUAUUUGA
Didymodactylos carnosus is the source of this 3984-nucleotide messenger RNA. The record is from the annotation of a GenBank genome assembly. Lineage: Eukaryota; Metazoa; Rotifera; Eurotatoria; Philodinida; Philodinidae.